Messenger RNA from Diutina rugosa, 1584 nucleotides. RefSeq names its product histidine--tRNA ligase (gene HTS1). The transcript has a single exon. Gene Ontology annotation, biological process: mitochondrial translation; histidyl-tRNA aminoacylation. Lineage: Eukaryota; Fungi; Ascomycota; Pichiomycetes; Serinales; Debaryomycetaceae. The record is from RefSeq and is a predicted model, not a curated record. The coding region runs from base 1 to 1584 and encodes 527 amino acids. Gene Ontology annotation, molecular function: ATP binding; histidine-tRNA ligase activity. Gene Ontology annotation, cellular component: cytoplasm; mitochondrion.
AUGUCGACCGAAACUGCUGCCACAAGCGUGCCCAAAGCUGCUGCUGCUCCCGCGGGGCAACAAGGUAAGGGCAAGAAGGACAAGAACGCCCAGUUCCACCUCAAAACCCCGAAGGGGACCAAGGACUGGCUGGGGUCCGACAUGGUGUUGCGGGAAGCGAUCUUCGCCCACCUCAUCCUGACGUUCAAGCGCCAUGGUGGGGUCACCAUCGAUACCCCCGUGUUCGAAUUGAGAGAGAUCUUGACCGGCAAGUACGGUGAAGACUCUAAGCUCAUCUACAACUUGGAAGACCAAGGGGGUGAGUUGACCUCGUUGAGAUACGACUUGACCGUCCCCUUUGCCAGAUUUGUUGCUUGCAACAAUAUCCAGGCGAUCAAGCGUUACCACAUCGCCAAGGUGUACCGUCGUGACCAGCCGGCGAUGACUAAGGGGCGGAUGAGAGAGUUCUACCAGUGCGACUUCGACAUCGCCGGCCAGUACGACGCCAUGGUGCCUGACGCCGAAGUGUUGUCGCUUUUGGUCGAAGGGAUGUCGGGGCUUGGCAUCAACGACUUCACCAUCAAGUUGAACCACCGGAAGAUCUUGGACGGGAUCUUCCAGGCCUGUGGUGUUAAGGAAGAAGACGUGCGCAAGGUGUCGUCAGCGGUCGACAAGCUCGACAAGCUGCCGUGGGAAGCGGUGAAGAAGGAGAUGGUGGUGGAAAAGAACCAGCCCGAGGAAGUCGCCGACAAGAUCGGUGAAUUGGUGAUGAACAAGGGUACUAUUCGUGACAUCUGCACUUUCCUCGAAUCGUCGCCGGUGAAGGACAACGAGCUGAUCCAACAAGGUGUUGCCGACAUGAAGAUUCUUGCUGACUACAUCGAAGCCUUCGGCAUUGAAGCCUACCUCUCGUUUGACCUCUCGCUUGCCCGUGGGUUGGACUACUACACUGGUUUGAUCUACGAAGUGGUGACCAAGGACUCCGCUGCUCCCGAAAACGCCGCCGAACUCAAGGAAAAGGCGCAAAAGGACAAGAAAAAGAAGAAGAAGGACGACGACGACGCCUCGGAAUAUGUCGGGGUCGGUUCCAUCGCCGCCGGUGGUAGAUACGACGGGCUUGUGGGUAUGUUCUCCAACGGCAAGUCGAUCCCCUGUGUGGGGAUUUCCUUCGGUAUUGAGAGAAUCUUUUCCAUCAUCAAGGCUCGUGCCGGUAAGGAAAUCGAGAAGGUGGCUCCCUCCAACACUCAAGUGUUCGUCAUGGCUCUCGGUGGCGGUGACGGCUGGACCGGGUUCUUGAAGGAAAGAAUGGCGGUGGCCCACCAAUUGCGCCAGGCCGGCCUCGAAGUCGAGUACAUGUUUAAGAACAAGGCCAACGCCCCGAAGCAAUUUACUGCUGCCGACAAGCUGGGGGCUCUGAUUGCCGUCAUUCUCGGUAAGGAAGAAUACCCUGAAGGUAAGGUGCGGGUGAAGGUGCUUAACCAAGGGGAACUGUCGGAAGGUGAUGAAGUGGCCGUCGACAACCUUGUCGACUACGUCAAGGGCAAGUUGGGCGAGCUCAACCAGGACGGGUUGAACGACGUCACCCGCUUGAUCAAGGGGUUGUAA